ACUGCAUGCCGAAAGAAGAGAGAGAAAGAGAGAAAAGGAGAGGAACUGAGGAAGAAAAUAGAGAGAGAAAGAGAGAGAGCUGUAUUCCACAUGGCCUCGUUACCGCUGGGGCUUCAUCCACCAGAGAGUGAAGGAGUGAAGAUUGCGCCUCGUCGGCCGGAGAUGGGAGACGAUAAGGAAAUGCUCCCUGCCGUUGUUGAGGGGAAUGAUCCGGUAACUGGUCAUAUCAUUUCAACCACCAUUGGAGGCAAAAAUGGUGAAGCCAAGCGGACCAUCAGUUACAUGGCAGAGCGUGUUGUGGGGAAUGGGUCAUUUGGAGUAGUCUUUCAGGCAAAAUGCUUGGAGACUGGUGAGACGGUUGCUAUAAAGAAGGUCUUGCAGGACAGGCGGUAUAAAAAUCGUGAACUGCAGCUCAUGCGCUCUAUGGAUCACCCGAAUGUGGUUUCUUUGAAGCACUGCUUUUUUUCUACAACCAGUAAAAAUGAGCUGUUUCUCAACCUGGUCAUGGAAUAUGUCCCAGAGACUGUGUAUCGUGUUUUGAAACACUACAGCAAUGCAAACCAAAGGAUGCCACUUAUCUAUGUGAAACUGUACACUUACCAAAUUUUUAGGGGGCUGGCUUAUAUUCACACUGUUCCUGGAGUUUGCCAUAGAGACGUGAAGCCUCAAAAUCUUCUGGUUGAUCCCCUUACUCAUCAAGUCAAGCUUUGUGAUUUUGGAAGUGCAAAAGUUCUGGUAUGUGGCGAAGCGAAUAUAUCAUACAUUUGCUCUCGAUACUACAGAGCUCCAGAACUCAUAUUUGGUGCAACAGAAUAUACGACGUCAAUUGAUAUCUGGUCAGCUGGUUGUGUUCUGGCUGAGCUUCUUCUAGGACAGCCGCUGUUUCCGGGAGACACUGCGGUGGAUCAACUUGUAGAGAUCAUCAAGGUUCUUGGAACUCCAACUCGGGAAGAGAUUCGAUGUAUGAAUCCAAAUUAUACCGAGUUUAGGUUUCCACAGAUAAAGGCUCACCCUUGGCACAAGGUAUUCCACAAGAGGAUGCCUCCAGAAGCAAUUGAUCUUGCGUCAAGGCUUCUACAAUAUUCACCUAGUCUUCGCUGCACUUCUCUAGAAGCAUGUGCUCAUCCUUUUUUUGAUGAGCUCAGGGAACCCAAUGCCCGCCUCCCUAAUGGUCGGCCUCUACCCCCUCUAUUCAACUUCAAACAAGAAUUAUCUGGAGCUCCACCAGAGCUCAUAAACAGGUUGAUACCAGAGCAUAUGAGGCGACAAUCUGGUCUAAAUCACUUGCACCCAGCAGGCACAUAAGCAAAUGAACCUGGAGCCAGACUUUUGGUACUUCAUGGAUGCAAAGCAAAAGUUGCAAGCUUUGUGGUUAAAUCAGCAUACAUACAGGCCCAAGAAGUGGAAUUUCUAGCUCCACAAUGCUCUGACAUGUGUGGCGGUUGGCUGGGCCUUCUGAAAUUUGGUGAAUUUAUCUACUACAUUUUUUGCUUUUCGCUUUUGGCCUAAAUGUCUCAUGCUUCUGUAUAUUGUCACAUGAUAAAGAAUCCAAGUUGGGCUGAUCAAAGUAGCUGUGAGUAGAAGAAAGAUUGUGCAAAGCGCUUCCUUUAGGCAGAGGGGCACAAAUAGGUUGGCAAGAGCAAGCAAAGGUAGUGGUGGUGGGUUGUUGGGAUAAGUUUAAUUACGUGUUGUUGUUUCUACUUAUGUUUAUGGCCGGCUUGUGGUCGCGGACUCGCAAUUGAAAAGGCAAGUGUUCUGUGUACCCUUUUUGUCAUGUUUACAUCUGCAGUUCAUAUGAUAGUAAAAGUUUUUGAA
Messenger RNA from Telopea speciosissima, 1815 nucleotides. Its product is annotated as shaggy-related protein kinase eta-like. The record is from RefSeq and is a predicted model, not a curated record. The transcript has 12 exons. Bases 91 to 1305 code for a protein of 404 amino acids. Gene Ontology annotation, cellular component: cytoplasm. Gene Ontology annotation, biological process: signal transduction; protein phosphorylation. Gene Ontology annotation, molecular function: protein serine/threonine kinase activity; ATP binding. Lineage: Eukaryota; Viridiplantae; Streptophyta; Magnoliopsida; Proteales; Proteaceae.